AUGUUUCACACCUUUGAGGGCUUCGAAAACCCGGCCGCCUCGACUCCCGCCCGCACAGGUCGGGAGCGGCAGCCCUCCAUCGGCCGUCGCGUCACCACCCUUCGUGCCUGUACCUCCUGCCGUCAUCGCAAGAUCAAAUGCGAUGGUGAAAAGCCCUGUGAAGCUUGUAGGUGGUAUAAAAAGGCCGAGCUUUGCCAUUAUUCGGACCCUCGUCCAUCUCGGAGCUUACCAGGCGCCUGGAACAGGCAUGUCGAGAAAUUGUCUACGACGCUAGACGAGUACCGGACCGUCCUAGAAAAGCUAUUUCCCGGCGCGACCCCUGAAGCCUUGGCUAAUUUACCACGCGAGAAGCUCCUUGAAACGCUGUCUCAACCUCAGGCGCAGGUUGCAAGCACUGGAGCACGCCAACCAUCACCCGCAACAUCCGCUUCUCACGAUGCACACGUCUCGCCAAUAUCGACAGAAGAUGGGAAUCUGGAGUCACUCCAGGCCAUGCCUGAAGAAUCCAACGAUCCGCGCAAUCUGAGCAGCGAGAUCGCGAACACGAUUUCUGACGAUGUCAACGCUUUGUCGCUUUCCACGAGAGGUCCCUCCUCAUAUCUCGGCGUCUCGUCUAUUAAUGCGGUGCUCAAAACGAUAGUGUGGCUGGAUCCCGGCUCUGCUUCGUAUUUCGCCAGUACGCCCCCAAGCGCUCGGCGUCGAGGUUCAGUGGCAGACCUAUCCUCAUCAGAUGGUCAACCAUGGGCUGCCCAUGAUCAACCAGGCACGCCUCCUCAGGUCCAUCUUCAAGUUCCCGAAUCGCAACUCCUAGAUGCCUACUUUACCUAUGUUCAACCUUUGACGCCGAUCUUGGACGAGCAGUCAUUCCGCGAAACAUACGCUGCAGGGCACCGCAAAGACGACCGGUGGGCGUACUUGGAUCUAGAGUCACUCGCGUCAUCUCACCUAGAAACUGUUCAGACUCUUGGGAUCCUUGGAGGUUGGUAUCUUCAUUACGUCGCGCAGCCCAACCUCGCCUAUUCCCUCAUGGGUGCCGCUCUUCGCAUGGCUGCCACCAUGGGCCUCCACCGAGAAUUUGCCGAGCAAUCCGAUACAUCUAAUAAGCAGAAGGCAGCACAACUUGACCUCAAGCGGCGCAUUUGGUGGACACUUUUCCUGAUGGAUUGCUGGGGUGGUGUGACUCUAGGGCGCCCAACUAUGGGCCGAUUUAGUCCCGCAAUUACAGUCAAGCUUCCUCAUUACAGGGAGUCGGGAAAUGUGCUCGAUAUUCUACCCCUUCUCGAGAAUGUUCGCUUUUGCAAGAUCAGCAACCAAAUACAAGAUGCGCUGGCUGUAUCUCCGUUGACAAAAUACAACGAAAUCCUCCACUUUGAUACGCAGCUCGUCGAGUGGUACAACAGCCUCCCAUAUAUUCUCAAAGACCAUGAACCAUGUCCUGAAUCUAUCGCGAACACCCGAGAAGUCACGAAAUGGCGGUAUCACGUUCAACGUAUCCUGCUCUACCGCCCUACUCUGUUGAGCUAUGCCAUGCGGCGUGUUCCGUAUAUUGCUCUAAGGUCGGAGGAGCGGACGGCGAUCGAAAGAUGCAGAGAGAUAGCCGAAACUGCCAUUAGGGAUAUCUCUGCUACCGCAAAGACGCCCCAAAUGUCAGGUUGGAACGCCGUGUGGUUCCUCUUCCAAAGCACAAUGGUCCCACUACUAGGACUAUUCAUCAACGACAACACAGUGACAGAUCCCCGAGCUACCACAGAGGCCUGCCAAGCACAGGUCCAAGACGCUUUACUCGUUUUUGCGCGGUUACAGCAAGCAAGUCCAACCGCUAGAAAAACCCUCGACGCAGUCUCCAGAAUUUUUGAGGCCAGUAAACGUGGCCCCAGUAUGGCUGCCGAAACAAACAGCAUCAACAGCUCUAACCUGUCCCCUACCUCCCUUCUCAUGGCACCUAAUAUCCUCCCAUCUCAGAGUGAUAUGGGGCGAAAUUUCAUGGUCACCCACGACAACGGUUUUACGGACCCAUUUCCUCCUUCGACCAUGGACGAUCCUAAUGGUCAGUAUCUAUGGGAUUUCCUCAGCUGGAGCGAUACAAAUCUUGUCCCGAUGGCGGAUAUGGAAAGCAUUAACGAUGGGAGCCUAAUUGGCUCCGAUGACAAGCACUUCAAGUAUUCAAAUACUGGCUUCUUCGGAAAUCAGUUAUCCGAACCACCUUUCUUCACCAGCCCGUCUAUCCCUUAUUACUCCUGA
Messenger RNA from Aspergillus mulundensis, 2241 nucleotides. RefSeq names its product putative C6 transcription factor. The record is from RefSeq and is a predicted model, not a curated record. Lineage: Eukaryota; Fungi; Ascomycota; Eurotiomycetes; Eurotiales; Aspergillaceae. Bases 1 to 2241 code for a protein of 746 amino acids. Gene Ontology annotation, molecular function: zinc ion binding; DNA-binding transcription factor activity, RNA polymerase II-specific; RNA polymerase II cis-regulatory region sequence-specific DNA binding. Gene Ontology annotation, cellular component: nucleus. Gene Ontology annotation, biological process: DNA-templated transcription; positive regulation of transcription from RNA polymerase II promoter by galactose. The transcript is spliced from 4 exons.